UGUGAUGAUAAUUUAACAAUACAGGAGCUGCCAGAGUUUGUAUUUUCCAGGUACAGGGAGAUGGGGCGAGGGCAACGCAAAGCGCUUCACGGCGGCGAGAGAGUGCUCAGCUGUGGAUACGUCUCGAAAUGGAAUUUCUACCCCUGAUAUGAAGUGACCAAGAGGAAGCGUUGAGCACUUUCCUCUGAACACAGGACAGGAUGGAGCAGCCGUUUACUGUGAAUUCACUGAAAAAGUUAGCUGCUAUGCCUGACCAUACAGAUGUCUCCCUAAGCCCAGAAGAGCGGGUCCGGGCCCUGAGCAAGCUUGGAAGCAACAUCACCAUCAAUGAAGACAUCACCCCACGCCGCUACUUCCGGUCUGGUGUAGAAAUGGAGAGAAUGGCAUCUGUGUAUUUGCAAGAAGGAAACUUGGAAAAUGCUUUCGUUCUUUAUAAUAAAUUUAUAACCUUGUUUGUAGAGAAGCUUCCAAGCCAUCGAGAUUACCAGCAAUGUGCAGUACCCGAAAAACAGGAUAUUAUGAAGAAACUGAAGGAGAUUGCAUUCCCAAGGACAGAAGAGUUGAAAAAGGACCUUUUAAAGAAAUAUAACAUAGAAUACCAAGAAUAUUUGCAAAGCAAACACAAAUACAAAGCUGAAAUUCUCAAAAAGCUGGAGCAGCAGAAGCUGAUUGAAGCCGAAAGGAAGAGGAUCGCUCAGAUGCGCCAGCAGCAGCUGGAGUCUGAACAGUUCCUGUUCUUCGAGGACCAACUCAAGAGGCAGGAGUUAGCCCGCAUCCAGAUGCAAAGUCAGGAGAGCCCCGUGCUGCCGGAGCAGACGGACGGCACCGUGCUGUCCUGCUUCUCCGCUCCCCAGAACCAUUCCUUGAUGAGUGUGUCUGCUGAUCAACCUACCAAGAGGGAGGCGAUUGUGAACCAGUCUCCCCCAGUAAACAGGGCCUUAAAGCCAGUGGCUACUCUGAGUGCUGUUCAGAAUUUAAUGGUUGAAGGACUGAGAUGUGUAGUUUUCUCAAGAGAUCUUUGCCACAAAUUUCUGCUCCUGGCUGAGUCUAACACAGUCAGAGGAAUAGAAACGUGUGGAAUACUCUGCGGAAAACUGACACAUAAUGAAUUUACUAUUACCCAUGUGGUAGUGCCAAAGCAGUCUGCAGGUCCAGACUAUUGUGACGUGGCAAAUGUGGAAGAACUGUUCAGCAUUCAGGACCAACAUGACCUCCUCACCCUGGGAUGGAUCCACACGCAUCCCACGCAAACUGCAUUCCUGUCCAGCGUUGAUCUGCACACGCAUUGCUCCUAUCAGCUUAUGUUGCCAGAAGCUAUCGCCAUCGUUUGUUCCCCAAAGCAUAAUGACACUGGCAUUUUCAGGCUCACCAAUGCUGGCAUGCUUGAAGUUUCUGCUUGUAAAAAGAAGGGCUUUCACCCUCAUACCAAGGACCCCAGGCUGUUCAGUAUAUGCAACCAUGUGUUGGUAAAGGACAUAAACAUAACUGUGUUGGAUCUGAGGUGAUAUGUCCCAAAUAUAAGCACCAUCAAUGCCAGACACGUGCGCAUGGAUAUGAUAUGUGUGGUUGCCGGAUUUUCUUAACAUCUUUCCAGAAGUGACUGAUAUUUUAUAUUUAUAUAUUUUAGAUCAAAAAGUUUAAUAUUUAUUGUCCUUGUACAACUUGAAGUUUUCUUUUUGGGUUGCUCUGUCUGAAGAGGUAAUGUAGGUUAAAUCAAUACCUAUUAAUGUACCCAGAUACUGUCACCAGAAAUAAAUUGUGCUGCAGAUAA
Molecule: messenger RNA, 1771 nt
Organism: Jaculus jaculus (lesser Egyptian jerboa)
Lineage: Eukaryota; Metazoa; Chordata; Mammalia; Rodentia; Dipodidae
Gene: Stambpl1
Product: STAM binding protein like 1
Exons: 11
Coding region: 201-1505 (434 amino acids)
Biological process (GO): protein K63-linked deubiquitination
Cellular component (GO): membrane; endosome
Molecular function (GO): metal-dependent deubiquitinase activity; K63-linked deubiquitinase activity; protein binding
Source: RefSeq, a predicted model, not a curated record